Messenger RNA from Sclerotinia trifoliorum, 1352 nucleotides. The record is from the annotation of a GenBank genome assembly. Lineage: Eukaryota; Fungi; Ascomycota; Leotiomycetes; Helotiales; Sclerotiniaceae.
UGAUUAUGUCACGAAGUUCCCCCGUCACCCCUCUUCACGUGGUCUCCCACCUCCUUGUUAACAAAACAACAAUAACAUACGGAUACCUAAAAAAUCAUACACAAUGGCCGACGAAACUGCUACCAGAGCUCCAGAAAGUGAUGCUAUGGAGGAAUCGAAAGAGGUUCCUCAAGUCGAAUCAAGCCCAUUCCCGGGAGACACUCCAGCGCAAAGCGGUGCGAGUUUGGGUGUACGUCUUUGAGACAUGAAUAGGAAGAGCAUUACUAACUUUUAAAAGGAGCAUUGUGUGAAGGAUAGACCAACACGUCAGUACUCUUGCGCAGAGAGUCUGCAAAUUCUCUAUAAUAAAGGAAUCAAUUGCUGACGGAAAUAGCUUCCGGUCAUGGUUCAUCUGGAGAAAUUACACAACUCGGAGGAAUAGACGUUUAUAUUUCAAAGCCAAGCGAAUAUCCUCAUGCGCCAUCGAAACUUUUACUACUCCUUACUGGUGCGACUGGCAUGCAUUCAGUCAAUAACCAAAUUCAAGCCGAUAAAUUCGCUGGCGAAGGCUUCCUUGUUAUCAUGCCCGAUAUGUUCCACAACGACCCAUUACCUGGAUCCGUGACUUAUGUAGAAGAAAAGGAUCCUUCUUUGAUUGAAAAACUGAAGCUCCAUGCCGCAGAGGCAGCCAAAAGCUUUCUAGCAGAUAUGUGGCUCGCAAGACAGACACCGGAAAAGAUCCUACCGAUUAUCCAUAAAGUUAUAGAGGCUGCAAAGGACGAAUUCGCAGAUGCUGUAGCUAAUGGGGGAGGGAUAUAUUCUGUUGGUUACUGCUUAGGCGGGAAAAUGACUCUCUUACUAGCAGGCGAGAAAUCAGAUGCUGUCCAUUGGGGUCACCAUCAUGUGAAGGACGAGGAAGCGGCUGUUGAAAAGAAAGGUCCAUACAUCAAAGUUGGUGCAAUCGCUCACGCAACAUUAGUUGGAAAGGAGGAUUGGGAGGGAACUAAAGUUCCAUUGACAUUUGUUUGUGUUGAGGACGACCAAUUGUUCUCACGUGAAGUCCAAGAGGUCGGCAAGACAUACUUGAAUGAAAACAACAUCGAACAUGAAUUCAAGACGUACUCUGGCGUACCUCACGGAUUUGCGAUCUUAGGUGAUUACGAGCAAUUAAAUAUCAAGCAGGCACAAGCUGAGGCAUAUGACCAAAUCUUGGCAUGGUUGAAAGCUCAUUGAAUUGACCAUUUUUUGCUUUGAGUUUACGAAGGCGUUUGGUGUGUUGGCGAUGAUGGUUGUUGUUAUGGGCUAAGGCUCAUGAUUCGGACUUAAAUUUAGGGAUGCAAUACACUACAAUGUUUACAAGACAGUCCAAAUGA